ACUCGCGCGGAGGUUUCCCCGCCGGCCGCGUCCCGUCCGCUCCCUGCGAACCAGGAGUGCCCCCUGCGCGCCCCCGGGCUCCGCUCCGGCCCGGCUGCGCCAGACGCAGCUCUGCCCGACGGCGACAUGGGCGUCCCCCCAGUCCCGGAGGCUGGCAGCUGGCGCUGGGGGCCUGUGCUCCUCGCCUUCUUCCUGGCUGCCUCCCGAGGUCUGGUGGCAGCAUUCAAGGUCGCCACGCCGUAUUCCCUGUACGUGUGUCCCGAGGGACAGAACGUCACUCUUACCUGCAGACUCUUGGGCCCCCUGGCUAAAGGGCACGACGUGACCUUCUACAAGACCUGGUACCGCAGCUCACGAGGUGAGGUGCAGGCCUGCUCGGAGCGCCGGCCCAUCCGCAACCUCACGUUCCAGGACCUUCACCUGCACCACGGCGGCCACCAGGCCAACUCCAGCCAGGAUCUGGCCCAGCGCCAUGGGCUGGAGUCAGCCUCUGACCACCACGGCAACUUCACCAUCACCAUGCGCAACCUGACCCUGCUGGACGGCGGCCUCUACUGCUGCCUGGUGGUGGAGAUCAGGCACCGCCACUCGGAGCAGCGGCUCUACGGAGCCAUGGAGCUGCAGGUGCAGAGAGGCGAAGAAGCACCAUCCAAGUGCGCUGUGUACCCGCCCUCCUCCAAGGAGAGUGAAAGCAUCACGGCUGCUGCCCUGGCUACGAGCGCCUGCAUCGUGGGCAUCCUCUGCCUCCCCCUCAUCCUGCUCCUGGUCUACAAGCAAAGGCAGGUGGCCUCCAACCGCCGUGCCCAGGAGCUGGUGCGGAUGGACAGCAACAACACUCAAGGAAUCGAAAACCCUGGCUUUGAGACCUCUCCACCUUCCCAUGGGAUGCCAGAGACCAAGCCCAGGCAACCCCUGACGUACAUGGCCCGGAGGCAGCCUUCUGAGUCUGGGCGGCAUCUGCUCUCUGAGCCCAACACUCCUCUGUCUCCACCAGGCCCCGGGGAUGUCUUCUUCCCCUCCCUAGACCCUGUCCCUGACUCUCCAAACUCUGAGGCCAUCUAGACCAGCUGGGGGCCGUGGGCAGUUGUGGCUGGGCCUGGGGCAGGUGCAUUUGAGCUAGGGCUGGCCCUCUAAGUGGUCCCUCGGCCUUGGCCCUGGUUUCUUUCCUCCUGCUCUAAGCUCAGACUCUUCGAAAUACCCCUGAUGGCCAGACCCUCAGCCUCUCUGGAUGCUACGUGGCAGAAGGGAGAAGAUGAUGGAUCGCUCAGCCCCUGUCUCAAGGAUGGUGGGGUGCUGGGAUCCCGCCCCAGAGACCUGAAAUUCACCAGCUACUGAUGCCAAAUGACCUCCAUCUUAGAAGUCCCAGAACUGCCAGCUGUGUGGCAGCCUCUCUCCUGGGACAUAAGCCUUGGGACCUGACAGCAGAGAUGGGCACUGGGCAGACUCCCCAGUGCCACCCUCCAGGCAUGAGGGACAAGAUAGGACAAGAUGUGGAGAGACCCAGCUCCCCCAUCUCGCCUGAGACUGCUCGUCUGUCAAACCUCCUUGUAAUCAUGAGGCUCUGGGGCUGGGCCUGCAUGACCCUGGGCCGUGGGAGCCUUCCCCAGCUGCCUUCUAGCAGCCAACUCUGAGGAGCCGUCGGCAGGUUACACAAAUCUGGGGCUCCCACUGCCUGCACUCUGGUCCCCAGGAUUCAUUGGCCAGAAGCCCCGAAACAGGAAGUAUAUGCUGCGGCACGGUGGCCACUGUGAGCCAGCUGGCAUCUUGGGCAAUGGGAACCAGGCCGGAGGUUGCACCACCCACCACAGAUAGGAGUGGAGGGGAGAGCCAGGGGCCUGCUGGGAAGGUGAGAGGAGAGGGCUCCACCGCCUGCCCCCUGCGGUCGAGAGAGAUGGUGACCACAUAAUGUACUGCUCAACCUGUGGCACUCUUGGGGUGCUAUUCAAAACUACUUGGGCAACAGUGCAAAACCUGUGGGUGGAUCGUAAGAGCUGGGUUUAAAUCCCUACCCUGCUUCCGAGGUGCCUGAGGCCCUGGGAGCCCUCUUCCCCCACCGCCCAGUCUUUGGUCCUCUGUUCCAGUCAAUCUGUGCUGAGCCUUCACUGCAGUGUGAUCCUGUCGGGUGGCAGGAGCGGGCGUGUCCCUAGAAAGUCUUAUGCCCGCUCUGCUCUGGACCCUCUGCUCCAUCUCCCGCUUCAGGGCAUGACCCAAGUUUGUUUUUAUACACGUACAUGAGGGGAAUCCUUUGUGGAAUUUCGAUUAAAGAGUUUUAGAGCAUGGA
Messenger RNA from Delphinapterus leucas (beluga whale), 2281 nucleotides. It is a transcript of the gene VSIR, whose product is annotated as V-set immunoregulatory receptor. Gene Ontology annotation, cellular component: plasma membrane. NCBI's taxonomy places the organism in Eukaryota, Metazoa, Chordata, Mammalia, Artiodactyla, Monodontidae. The record is from RefSeq and is a predicted model, not a curated record. Gene Ontology annotation, biological process: negative regulation of alpha-beta T cell activation; regulation of immune response.